CAAGUCGGCUGCCGUCGAGUUUAGUCCAGUUUCCUUAGUGUUGUCCACACUCUGGUGGAAGUUUUCCCUUUAGUUGCAGUAAAAUGCCACCAUACGGACGGUUUGUGUUGAAAAAUGAAUAAUUCAGUUGAUUUGAGUGAAACGACCGUGAAUCCGCGGCCAACAUCGAACUAAGUUCAAGACCUGCUCGCAGUCGCCUUCGUAGGAGUCAAGCAGCGGACGAAAAUGCCAACGUUUUCAACGGCGGCGCGUCAACAGGAGGAACUACUAGAAGAGAGUCCCGCGUUCGCCGUAGUGCCGGUCGACCACUUUCGCGGUAUCGGAAAGCCCAAUGCGAUCGUCCGACCUCUGCGCCACAACCGGGAAGUGAUCGAGGGUCAGCACAUUAUACAUCUGCACCCGGACUACAAGCUGAUCCACGACCUAGAGGCACAGAUCAUUCGCAACAAGAGUGACAGCAAUAACAACAUUGGUAACAUCACCACCACCACCACCAAUAACACUAACGUCACCUCAAACGCCGUAGUUUCGACCAAGAAGACGGACCGCAGACACAAUGAGUUCACCAAGGAGUUGGACGCCAAAUUGAGGCGCCUGCAGAACGACUCCUCCAAGCGGUCAUCGAAGAAUGGAAGUUCCCAGGAGGUUGACGCCAAGCGGAAACCGCUCUUCAUCACAACCGUCCCGAAGGGGGUGUUCCUCCAGCCGACCAAGGAACUCCCCACGCUGGUCCCAUCGGCGUCCACCUUGAGACGGAUUUACGCCUACGAGAGCCGGCCCAAGCUUCUGACCACAAACAACCUUAACAACAACAACGAUAUCAAUCAUCCGAACCACAAUGUCGAGGGCGAUUUGUACAAACAUAAAAUCAUCAUCGCCCAGAAUCAGAACUUGGAAUCGCAGCCGCAGCACAAUACCAAGGGGGCGACCGCUUUUAUCAGCGCCACCGUCAACGUUCCGAGGCACAGCUGCAUCAAUCGAAAUGCCAGAGACCACCAGAACCCCACCACCUACCAGAAUGUGAUGCACGACCGGCGAGUCGUCCGGGGCAGCAACUUCACCUCCAGCAACGUCCAAUCGUGGAACCCUAAUUUCGCUUACGCUGGUCUUCUAUCAGGAAAGGGCGAUGGCGACAGCUUGCAGAAGGAACAGGAAGCACGCCGGCGUCAGAUCCUGCGCAAAAAGCACGUGGCGGCACGAAAUCAGCGUGGCAUCAUCGGCACUCCGCCUGCGGUCCGUGGCCGGAAGCACGAAAAUGUACAAACCGAAAAGUACCUCGAGGAGCUCUUUGUCCGUCCGCCGGAAAUGGACGCGUGCUGUCAGACGGAUCUGUUCCUUCACAGACCACCGUCUCCACCGUACGUGCCCCAGAAGCAGGGCCAGGACGUGGCCACCGAGAUCCUCGACGGUGAGCUGUUUGACUUCGACACCGAGGUCCAGCCCAUCGUGGAGGUUCUGGUCGGUCGCACGAUCGAGCAAGCCCUCAUCGAGGUUCUUCACGAGGAGGAAAUUGCCGAGAUGAAGCGCCAGCAGCAGCAGAUUAUGGCCAUCCGGGAGGCCGAACUGGCCGAGCUGCGGCGGCUCGAACUAGAAGAUCGCAAGCUAACUGCCGAAAAAGAACGCCGAAUACUGCAGGAUAAGAUCGCUCAAGAUCUGGACCGAGAAAUGCAGGAACGCAUCACAGCAUCCAAGCUGCUGCAGGGCAGAAUCGACACCCUGCUGCCGGACAUUCUGGACACGGUGGAGAACAUCAAGGACGAAAAGGAUCGCGAAGAGUUUGAGCGCCAAAUUGCGCCGUGGCUGGCCAAGGAAGUGGCCCAGGAAAUUGGCCAGAUGAUUGACUAGGAGCUGCUCGAAGACAUUAUACGUGAAGUACUCAUUCAGAAGAAGCGCAACUUGUUGGGUUCGUCGUCUCCGGAAAUGGAGGUCGCCGUGGACGCUCCCGAAGACGAGGUGGACUUUGAAGAGGAGGAGGAGGCUGAAGAGGGCGAACAUGCUGCGGAGGCUGAGCCGGCAGAGGAAGAGAAGAACGUAGAAAACGGUGAUUCCCAGUAAGAUUUGUGAUAGAUACGGGCGCGUGCAGAAUUGCAGAGAGAAGAAAGAAAAGAAAUCCAUUACUAAAUUUUUCAUCAAGAACGUAAAUUAUUUCGAAAACUAGCACUUAUUUGAAGAAUUGAUAUUUCAAAACAUGAAAAAAAACAAAGCAAAACAAAAUUCACUUAGGUUGUUAUAAUCAGUGAGAUAAACAAAGAGAGAGAUUUAACUAUAGAAUCGUGUUUGAAGCAAUUUAGCGAGACUUUAACAUUUUUGCAGUAGUGUUGCAGAGAAAGGCUCUUCAAAACCAAGAAAAUUCAAUUCACUUGUAAUAUAUUCGUAAGUUUUGUCUGUUAGAAUCAUUGUUACUCAAUAAAGCAGCUCUAUAUUUUCGGAA
Messenger RNA from Culex quinquefasciatus (southern house mosquito), 2431 nucleotides. RefSeq names its product radial spoke head protein 3 homolog A (gene Rsph3). The record is from RefSeq and is a predicted model, not a curated record. Gene Ontology annotation, cellular component: cilium. NCBI's taxonomy places the organism in Eukaryota, Metazoa, Arthropoda, Insecta, Diptera, Culicidae.